GACUACGCCGCAACGCGUGUGAGCGAAAUUCGCGUCAUGGAGUCCACAGGCAGAUAUUGUCUCAGGCAGAAUGUCGAUGCAAUGACUCCUGCAAUUCACCAUGUUCGAGAUUUUCUGGAUCCUAGCCUUUUCUGUACUGUUCACUACAGUACUGCUAAAUUUGAUAGCGUUCGUUGGCUGAAAGAUGGAGAAAGUGUCGAUACGCUAGCAGAUACCGGCAGCAAGGACUACGUGGUCAAUGGACCAUCACUCAUUAUUUUGGGCGGCAAACAACAUAUGGAAGGGGACUACCAGUGCAUUGCUGUUGUAUCAGAAGUCCGACUUUCCAAUCGACAAGUAAUUAGAACGACUUUGGUUUCUGAUCCUAUAAAACUUCGAAGAGCCCGCAUCACUAAAUUCGACCAAACUACUAAUCAUUAUGUACAUGUUGAGCAAGGCCAGGUAGCUCGCCUUCCUUGUGCUGGUUUACCCGACGUUGUUCCUGGCCCUGCAGAAAUAUGCUUCAUAAAAAGCGAAUCUAACUUUGAUGGUUGUUUGAGUGAUAAAGUCGACUCCAAUUACCUCUCCACAGCUACUGGAAUGCAGAUCUCUGUAGUGCAGCCGCAUCAUGCGGGGGAGUAUUACUGCGUUGUUCGAAAUGAGUACACGAAGCAGACGCGAAGAAGUCCCCGUUAUGUCAAGUUGAGAGUAUGUGCUUCGUUUAUCGAUUCAAAGACCUCAAUUGUUAGCCACGAGGUAGACCAGUCUAAUAAUAAAUCAGUUCCUCAACAACCCCAGUUGCCUCAGCUAGUAUUUCCGAGCAAGGAAAAUCGACCAGACAAUCCCAUAGUAGUCGACGCUGUAGCUGGUCAUGAUAUCAUUCUAGAGUGUGUGUACGUGCGCGCAAAAGUUAUUUGGACUAAGAUUGGUGAUUCGUCUCCCGAGAUAUCUUUGACAGAUGAUGAGGCCCGACUAAGACAAGUCUGGGGUAAUCUGAGAAUCCGUCAAGUCACGAAGGGCGAUUCGGGAAUAUAUGCAUGUUUCGGAUUUUCUCCCUUUUUGACGGACUUUUCUCUGAAGGAGGACCACUUGCAAGUUUAUUACCUUCUUGUUGUCCAUGCCCCAACUGAUGUGCAUCUUGAAAUGAACCAGAAUGCACGUGAUAAAAGUUGGCAGGUCCAUUUCAAUAUUAGCAUGUAA
This is a messenger RNA of Strongylus vulgaris, 1179 nucleotides long. NCBI's taxonomy places the organism in Eukaryota, Metazoa, Nematoda, Chromadorea, Rhabditida, Strongylidae. The record is from the annotation of a GenBank genome assembly.